UACGAUAUGUCCGACGGCAUGUGACGAGGGUUUGAAGACGCAAAAACUAAUUUAAGAACGAAGUGGAUGAUUGUUAAAAAUUCCACCCUGCUUCGUUCAAAAAAUCAUCAGAGAAAAAAUGUCGGACAGUGUUAAAGUGGGAAUCAAAUUAAAACCUCUGAUCAAACGGGAGAACGAUGAAAAUUCGUCGAUACGAUGGAUUGUACAAGGAAAUUCCAUUGUUUCUUUAGACCCGGUGACUAGAGAACCGGGAGAUGUCGAAUUUUCUUUUGAUCAUAUUUUUGAUACAGAUGCAACCAAUUCUAAUGUAUUUAACAGUAUUGUGAAACCUAUCGUUGAUGCUGCUGUAAAAGGCUUCAAUGGGACAGUACUUUCAUAUGGUGAAUCUAAUUCUGGUAAAACUCAUACAAUGAUAGGUACUUCAGAAGAACUAGGAAUAAUACCUCUUAGUAUUCAAUACAUAUUUAAGGCUAUUUCUAACAGUAUUGGACGUGAAUUUCUGUUAAGGGUGUCUUAUUUAGAAAUUCAUAAUGAGACAGUUAAUGACCUUCUAAAUAAAAGUGGACUUGACUUAACAUUACAUAAAGAUGACGGCGAUCAAAUCAUUGUUGACUCUAAAGAAGAAAUUACAAACUCCUCAGAUUACAUGUUAUCAAUAAUGAAAAAAGGGAUUAAAAACCAGAAGAUAAACGAGACUAAUAAGAACGAAUAUAUUAGUAAUCACAGCAUAUUUCGAAUUACAAUUGAAAGUCAGGACAGUGGAGAUUCUCAAAGCACUGUGCAAGUAUCACAAUUAAAUUUGGUAGAUCUAGGUGGUUUCAAAAAAUCUUGUCAAAUAAAUGGCAUUGAGGGACAUCAAAUGGACGUAUCUCUUUCCACCUUUGAAUCAGUAAUUACGCAGCUAAGCGAAUUGCAAAAUGAUCAAAAAGAUAUCAAUUAUCGUAACAGCAAAUUAACAGAACUCUUGCAGUCGUCGUUGUGUGGUAACUCUUUGUUAGCAUUAGUGUGUAAUGUGACUACUACUGCUUUAGAGGAAACAUAUUACACUCUAUCGUUUGCAACUCGAGCCAAAAAUGUGAGUAGCCAGCCGAAAAAGAAUGAGGUGGUAUCCGAUGCGCCGCUCUUAACACGUUAUGCAAAACAGUUGAUAAAACUUCAAACGGAAUUGCAGAGUAUCCGAAACGGAAGCGCAUCUACAGAAUGCGAAGAUGAAUCUAGAUUGCAAGAGAAAUUUCAAAUUAAUCGCGUGCUAGAAGAACGUAUAAAGUUGCUAAAAACUCAAAUUGUUUCUGGGUGUGCCGAAAAUCACGUGGAACCAUUUAAAUGUAAAUCUAGAAGAAGGCCGAAUCGGUGUAAUCCUGGAAUCUUUAAACAAUAUCAGCCUCUUUGUCAAACGAAAAAUGGUUUACCAACAAUAAAAGAAAUGUCCCCUGAAAAACCAUAUAACAAAAGCAACGCGCAAUUCAACAUAAAUAAGACGUGUCAGACACCUUUUACCGACUUCGAAUUAAGCUUAAUUGAAUGCGAAUCGUCUUGUGAAACCAAAGAAAAUGGCAUUAACUUCGAAGAGGAAGAUAUUAAAUAUCCACAUAGUAUAUUAAGUAUAAAAUCGAAAAGCAAUACUUCCUCUGUAACACCAGAAAAACAGGACUCGUUUGUACAAACUUCAAGCAAUCAAGGUUCUCCUACGACGCCAAAGAAUGUUUUACGAGGAUAUAUUUCUUAUUUAGCUAAAGAUCUCAUAGAACUUCGCGAAUUUACAACCUUGGAAAAACAAGUAAUGUGCGAGGAAAAUCAUUGUCGCGCGAAGCACCAACAAAUAAAACAAUCUGACUUGUUAAAUUUCAAGGAUAACGAAAUCAACGAAUAUUCUUUAAAUCCGAUAUUGCAGUUGGAGGAAGAAAAAGCUAAAUUGGUGGAAGAUCUUGAAUUGAAAAUUCAAGAAUUGGACGAAAUAAAAAAUGACGUCCAAGGCCUUAAAUCGGACGUGGAAAAGUUACAGAAAACUAUUUAUUUACUAACGCACGAAAAUAUGGAAAUGUCGACUAAGUUGUCCAUUGAAAAGGAACGUUCAAAGCAAGCAGAGUUCAAUCUUCAAAGAACAAUCGAUGAACUGUACGCGCGUAUUUCCAAAAUUACGGACGAGAAAAUUAGUUUAGAAAGUGAUUGCAUCCACUUAAACGACAAGUUACAGAAUAUCCGUUCGAAGACGCCGGAAAAACUCGGCGAUGAAGAGUUGAUAAAUAAAUAUCAGAAUAAAAUUGACACGUUAAAGACGGAAAACAUGAAAUUAACAGCAGUGAUAGCGGAACAAAAUAAGGAGCUGGAAAAUAUUAAAGAAAGUAAGUCACUUCAGUACGACCACGAAUGUAUUUACAAGGAGAAAGUUCAAGUACUUACAGAAAGGAAUGAAUUCUUAGUAAGAGAAAACAAUGAACUCUCUACCGAUUUAAUGGAUAAGAUCGAGGAAAAUGACAUGUUAAAAGAGCAAUGCGAUAUUCUGAAAAACAAAAUAUCUCUAGCGAAAACCAUAAGUUCCGAUCAAAAUGAUGUGGAGCAACUAAGAACAGAGAACAGUCACUUGAAAGCCGAGAUUAUGGAAUUGAAAUUUAAGGUAACGAUGUUAACGGACGAGAAUGUAAAAUUUUCAAACACUUUAUUGGAAACUAUGGAUGACAACACGUCGCAUUCGUUUAGCACACUCGACGAUACAAGGAAAGACGAGAUUGCGAAGGACACAUUGCAAGAAGAAAACCGUGAAGUACUGGCAAAUAAAGUUCUAACGUUACAAGAUCAAGUAAAUCAUCUAACUCGUUUAAACACAAAAUUGAGCGACUUGAAAUUGUCACCCUGCAAUCAGUGCGCGCGUUUGAAGAACGUAAAUGAAAAUCGUAGGGCUCUCAAGCUCGAGGCAAAGCUUUUAAAUCAUAAACUGGAAGACUUGCAGCGAAAGUUCGAUCAGAAAUGCGCAGACACCGAGACUCUGAAAAUGAAAGUUAAUCAAGAAUUGAAUUUAAGUUGCCUCGAUGCAUCUCUGAAUGCCAGCUUCGUGGAUGGAAUGAACGUGAGUUUCAUGGAGGAGAAGGUUCAACACUUGCACAACGAAUUGGAGACAUUGAGAGACGACCGCGAUAAAUUAUCGUUUUUGUACAGAGAGAAGUGCGAUGAAUUUGAGAAACUCCAUGACGAAGUGAUCGAUCAGAAAAAUGUUGACUCUACAUCGAAGAAGAAUACGGACAAAAAGGAAACUAGGAUUGAACGUAUACAAAACAGUAUCGACCAAGUCAGAGAGGAUAUAGACGAGUUGAAGAAAAAUAGUGCGAACUUCACUUCUAUGCUUAAUAAAUUCAGAGCGGAGAAAGCCAGCUUACUAGACGAAAUAAGCACAUUGAAGAAUAUGAACGAAGAGCUACAACAAAAAGUGUCGGACACCGAGAUGGCGGUAGCCACGGCUACGGAAAAAGCUCUUAUACUUGAAAGUGAAUUGUCAAAUAUGAGCAAGGAAAUCGAUCACUAUUCUGAAAAGGAGAAAGUAAUACAGAGCGAAAAAUUAACGCUAGAAGUAGAAGUGGAAGACCUGAAGGCUGAAAAGAACAAUAAAGAUAUUCUCAUUAUCGAAUUAAAUCAUACGAUCGACGAUUUAAACAAAUGCAUUUCAUCGUUGAAGGACGAAUUAGACUCGCUGACGAAUCAGAAGGACGAGUUGGAUGUUUGUGCAAAGGCGAUCGAACGUAAACACAAAGACGAUUUAGAAUUAUUGAAGAAACAAUACGAGGAAUUAGAAAAUGAAAGGAAACAAAGUGUUGAAGCAGAACAACGUGCGACAUCGUGGGCCAAGGAACUAGAAUCAGAUAUAGAAAACCUUCAGGCAGAUCUGAAGACACAAGAAAAUCUAUAUAAAGAUCUUCAGGGAAAAGUUUCUCAGCUGGAAAAUCUUUUACAAGAAAGCGAAAAUGAGAAGGAGCUGCUGAAACAAAAAUUGCAAGAACUCGAAGUUCAAUUAACUGAUUCUAAAGAUAAUCUAGUAAAUAAAUAUAAAAACGAAUUAGAGUCUGUAACACAGAAAUUUGAAGAGUACACCAAGGAAUCUGAGAUUAAAUUACAGAAAAUGAAGGAAACGUUAAACAAACACGUUGAAGAGAAUUAUAAUUUAAAGCAAGACCUUGAAAAACUUCGAGACAUUGAAUCUAACUUUGGCAGAAUGAGAGACGAGAACAACAAGCAUGCGUUUAACAAGGAUAACACUUUAAUGAAUGAUAAUAAAAUGUUAACCGAAGAAUUAGAAACUGUUAAAAAAUGUAUGCUAAAAGAACUGAAAUCGCUUAAGAAUAAAAUAAAUUGCGCAGAUUUCUUAAACAAGACUGCAAAUGAAAUUUUCGUAAUCUUUCUACAGACCCUUAUGUUGAAAGAAGAAGAAGUAAUUAAAAUUAUGAGAGAAUCGUUUGAGAAAGAUAAGCACAAGCUCGAAGAUGAAAAACGACAAAGUGCAGAUGCAGAGAUACGUGUAACGUUAUGGGCCAACGAAUUAGAAACGGAAAUUGAAAAAUUACAAACGGACUUAACAAAUCGAGAGAGCGUCCAUAAUCAACUGCAAGACAAGAUUCAUCUGUUGGAGCAUCGUUUAAAGGAAAGCGGCUGCGAGAAGGAAGCACUUAAAGAAAAAAUGGAGACUCUUGAAAUUGAUUUCAACAAUUUGCAAGCCGAAUUUGAUAAACAUUGUAAGGCACGAGACGAAGAAGCGUUUAUCGUAGCGCAAAAACGGGAAAAAAACGCAGAGGAAGCUUUUAAAAAGAAGGAAAUCGAACUUCAGUCUAAAAUGAAAUCUGAGAAAGCGGUGUACGAUAAAAAAAUAGAAAAUCUUGUUUGCAGUAUAGAAUCUUAUAAGACGAAAAAUAUGGAAUUGAAGAGCACCAUCGAAGGUCUCGAAGCGAAUCAUAAUCAUUUAAAGAACAUCAUAGAAGCAAACGCGUCCGAAUUGAAAAUGAAUAAUCAAACUAUAAGUAAAUUGACCGCCGAGCUCGAACAACUUACGCAAGCUUACAAUGAGUUGAGCCACGAUGCGGAUAAUAAAUCGUCGCAAAUCGAAAAUAUCACCGCACAUCUAAAAACUAAGUGCGAUAUGCUGUCGGAAUACAAAGCUAAAUUUGAUACAAUCAUGCCAGAUUACGAAAUGCUAAAGGAACAAAGUAAGGAGCGAAGAAUAAGCAUCGGUCGAUACAAGGAAGAGAUAGAAGAAUUGAAAAUGGAGAAAGAAAAACAGAUAGAAAUAAUCAAGGAUAAAUUGAAUUCUGAAGAAAUAAAAAAUGCUGGACUGAAUAAGCAGUUGAAUGAACUGAAUAACAGAAACAUUACUUUGGUAGAGGAGCUGGACUGUCUGAAAGAAAAAUACGAAGACUUGCAAAGCGCGAACGCGAAGUUGGAUAGGAAGAUUAGAAAUAGCACGAGUAAGGUGAAAGCGGAGGAAGAGAUGGAUGACUUGAGAGAUCUAAACAAACGAUUGCAAAAUAAUUUAGAAGGUGCGAGUAAUCGUAUAACCGAACUUCAGGAUAGUAAAACUAAAAUUUUGAAGGAAUUAGUUAAUUUGAAGGGACAAUACGAGUUGUUAUCCCAAGAAAACGUUGAACUAACUAAAACAUUAUCGUCGUAUAAAUCCAGGCAAAGUAUUCCAUCGUUAGCUCAGGAAAAUAGUAGAUACGAUGCUCUUCUCCAAGAGAAGAAUAAACUUGCACUAGAAUUAGAAAGUAACAAAUUGUUAUUAAACCAAAGAGACAAAGAGAUUAAAAACUAUGUAAAUCGGGUAGAAGAUUUAAUUACUAAAAACAAUGAACUCGACAAACAGCUGGAGGAACGCGCGGCAGUUAUACGUGACCGCGAUGCAGAAAUCUCAAGUCUAAAGGACAAACUGUAUGUUCAUCAAAUAGAAAACAAAUUGGUCAACGAAUUGGAGGAGAAACUAAAAGUACUCAAGGAGGAAAACAAAAAACUUCAGGACCAAUUUGAAAUGAUAAAAACAGGAUCACAGAUCGAUAUAAAGCAAUUGGGUGAUCUGAAAAUGCACAAUGAACAAGUUUUCCUUGCAUUGAAAAAAGAGAAUACAGAAUUGCAAACCAAACUAAUCGAAUACGAAAAUAAAUUAGAAUCGAAAAGCGACAGUAGCGGUUCGAGAUCUGUAAGCCCAGCGUUUGAAAUGAUGAGAAGACGACAUAGCAGAUCCGAGGUAGUUAACCAAAAAAGGCAAAUUGAAAAUUGGACGUCUGAUACCUGUGAAAACGAAGAAAUCUACCAAAUGUUUAGGAAACAGAUUGAAGAAUUAGAAUUGAAGUUGGUCGCGAAAAAUGGACAGAUCGCUGCGUUAGAGAUUCAAAUCCAAAGUGAAAACUUCCCUUACCAACAAAAAUGCAAGGAAUUAGAAGAGCAUCUACUCUCGUUACGUGAAAAAAACACAGAACUUCGCGUCGAGCUAUCGAAUCUUAGAAAGGCUAUGUAUGAAAUUAACGCGUGGGAAUGCGAUACAUGCAGAAACUGGCGAAUAAAUAGAAAAAAUCAAGGUUGCCAAACGAUAUCUAAUAAUACAGCACAAGGUUUAAAUGGAGCAGUCAAUGAUCAGGCAAAGAUAAUAAGGUUGGAAAAAGAAAAGGCAUUAAUAAAAGAUAUAUGCCGUUCACGAUGUAGACAAAUAAAAGAAUUGGAAGAUAGAAUAAGAGAAUUAGAAGAAUAUAAACCGAAAAUGGAUUUUCAAAAUCGGCCAGGAGGCAAAACUGGAGGCGGUGGUGUUGCCUCAUGGUCGGAAAGCAAUCGUGACAGAAGGGAACGUUUACGACAACUUGCAUUGGAAACAAUCGACUUAAACAAGGAUCCUUAUUUUAUGAAAAAUCAUUUAGGCUCUUAUGAAUGCAAAUUGUGUUUAACGCUUCAUAAUAACGAGGGCAGUUAUUUAGCCCACACUCAAGGCAAAAAGCAUCAGGCUAAUUUGGCUCGAAGAGCUGCCAAGGAAGCCAAGGAAGCACCACAAACACUUGCUCCUGAAAAACCUCGAGUAGAGCCAAAAAAAUUCGUUAAAAUUGGAAGACCUGGCUACAGAGUAACCAAACAACGUGACCCAGAAUCUGGGCAACAGAGUUUAUUGUUUCAAGUUGAUUAUCCAGAAGUUGCAGAUAAUGUUAUUCCACGACACAGGUUUAUGUCAGCAUACGAACAAAGAGUUGAACCACCAGACCGUAAAUGGCAGUACUUACUGUUUGCUGCAGAACCCUAUGAAACUAUAGCUUUUAAAGUUCCCAGUAGAGAAGUUGAAAAAGCAGAAGGAAAAUUUUGGACCCAUUGGAAUAAAGACACUAAGCAGUUUUUCUUACAGUUUGCAUUUAAAAACGAAAAACCGUCGGUUGGCAAAGUACCACCACCUCCAGUUCCUUUAAUAAGACCUGGUUUAGGACCUCCUAUGGUGCCAGUUCCACCUCCUCCAAGGCCUCCUAUGUUUAAUCCAGUACCUCCACCACCUGCACUUUUAGCUACAGAAAAUGAAAAGGAUGUUUGCAUCGGACGAUACGAGAUGAUCCCAUUGAUGCAGGAAUCUCAACCGAAGAAAGGCAAGAAAGCCAGAAGAAAGCGCAAUGAUAGCGAAGAAGAUAUUGAGAAGGUAUUGGCUGAAUUGCAACUAGAAUAUUCUGGAGAGAAACCAGAUGAACCAGUUGGGAAAAAGGCUGAGUCAGUCGAGAAAGAUGAUAAGCCAAUUGAGAAGGAGAGUACUGACAAUGAUGUGGACAAAAAGAAGAAGGAAAAGAAGGCUAAAAAGAAGGAAAAAGGUGAUGCUAUAGAUAUUAAAGAGGAGCUGAAAGCUGCUGCCCUUCUCGACGAGAAUGAUAUGGAUGAUGAUGCUGAAAUUAGUACUGUAAAAACUGCUGCACAAAAGAAAAAAGAGAAGAAGGAACGGGAGAAACAGAAGAAACUUGCCCAAAAGAAAGGAGAAAUAGCCAAACAGGUAGAUGGGGAUGAAACAAAGGAGGGAGUUCCAGAAAAGGGAACAAAGAAAGAGCCAGAAGUAAAAGUAACAGAUGCAGCAGAAGCAGAUGCUACGACACUGGAAACUGAUGAUGGAAAGAAGAAGAAAAAGAAAGGGGUCAAGGAGGAGGUGGCAAAAGAAAAAGGCAAAGGUCCUGGAAAGAAGACUAUCGCGGCCAUGCAAGAAGCAUUGAAAAAAUUAAAGGAAGACGAGGAAAGGUUAAAACUGGAAGAACAAGAACGGUUGCGACAAGAAGAAUUACGGGAGCAAGCGCGAUUGGAGCAGGUUCGUCUUGAACAGGAACGCAAAGAGAAGAAGAAACUUAAGGAAAAACAGAGGAAAGAAAGGUUAAAAGCGGAAGGAAAACUUUUGACAACAAAACAAAAGCAAGAUAGGGCAAGAGCCCAAGCGAUGCUCGAAGCGCUUAAAGCUCAAGGUUUGCCCUUACCGGAUGUAGCAGACAAGAAACAUAGACCAGGAACCCGUAUAAGACCGAACAAAGUGAAGCAACAAGUUAGCAUCGACGAGAAGGAUGACGGAAAAGUGGAGGAGAAUGCAACAGAUACCGAUAAAGUUGAGGUAGAAAUCGUAGACCAGCAGUCAAAAGAAACGGAAGAGAAGACGGAGGACAUCAAAGAUUCCUGGGAUGCUGAGAGUAGCGAAGAUGAACAGGAAGAAGACAAAUCAGAAGAAGCGUCGAAAACACCUGAGAAGGGUAAAGCGAUCCGGUCGUCCGAUAAAGCAAAAGUAACGCAAACCGAGACAAGUAGGAAGGAAUCUUCGGAAAGCGAAUCGGAAAGCGACAGUGGCAGCGAAUCGGAAACUGAAGAAAGCGAGGAUGACAGUGGGUUAGAAGACAAAGUAUCGGAUGCAGCAAGGAAAAAGGAACGCGCUAGAGAACGAAUACAACUUCGAAGGAUAGAAGCGGAGAAGAACAAGUCGCUGGAUAAUCUUCGAGCUGCCGUAGUGUGCGUCUUAGGUCACGUCGAUACUGGAAAAACAAAGAUCCUUGACAAAUUGAGACGGACGAAUGUGCAAGACGGCGAAGCAGGCGGUAUAACUCAACAAAUCGGUGCAACGAACGUACCUAUCGAUGCCAUUCAAGAGUCAACGAAACACGUUAAAGGAUUUGCCGAUAAGAAGUUCAAAAUUCCUGGAUUGUUGAUUAUAGACACUCCUGGUCACGAGUCCUUUAGCAAUUUAAGAAACAGAGGAUCCUCUCUUUGUGAUAUAGCGAUAUUAGUAGUAGACAUUAUGCAUGGUUUAGAGCCGCAGACUAUCGAAAGUAUUAACUUACUGAAAACGAAGAAAUGUCCUUUCAUCGUAGCUUUAAAUAAAAUUGAUAGAUUAUACGACUGGCAAACUAUGAGUCGGAAAGAUAUUCAAGAUAUAUUGAAAAGCCAAGCGAUCAAUACGCAACGAGAAUUCGAAACACGUUCGAAGGAAGUGAUCGUGCAAUUUGCUGAACAGGGCUUGAACGCUGCAUUGUUCUAUGAAAACCCUGAUCCUAGAAGUUACGUUUCCCUUGUUCCCACUAGCGCUAUUACAGGUGAGGGGAUGGGGAACCUGUUGUUGUUAAUAGUAGAGGCUUGUCAAGGCCCGCUAGCUAAAAGACUCAUGUACAGCGAAGAGCUCCAAGCCACAGUUUUGGAAGUGAAAGCAUUGCCAGGUCUCGGCACUACGAUAGAUUGUAUUCUAGUCAAUGGAACGUUGAGAGAAGGUGAAACGAUGAUAGUUGCUGGUACAGAUGGUCCUAUAGUGACUCAAAUACGUUCGCUCCUUAUGCCGCAGCCAUUGAAGGAAUUGAGGGUCAAAAGUGCGUAUAUUGAACACCGAGAGGUCAAAGCCGCGCAAGGAGUGAAAAUCGCUGCGAAGGACUUGGAGAAAGCAAUCGCGGGAUUAAACCUCCAAGUGGCUCAGAAACCUGACGAGGUGGAGAUUCUAAAGGAAGAGAUCGCGAAAGAGUUGUCCAGCGCUCUAGGCAACAUCCGUCUCGCGGAACGCGGAGUUUACGUGCAGGCGUCGACUUUGGGUGCGCUGGAGGCGUUGCUGGACUUCCUGAAGAGCAGUAAAAUACCGUAUGCUGGAAUUCGAAUUGGUCCCGUGGUGAAGAAGGACGUCAUGAAGGCGUCCAUUAUGUUGGAGCACGACAGUCAGUACGCUACAAUUCUCGCGUUCGACGUGAAGAUCGAGAAAGACGCCCAGGAAUUGGCCGACUCCCUCGGGGUUAAGAUCUUCCACGCGGACAUUAUUUACCACCUCUUCGACAAGUUCACCGCUUACAGAGAGGAGCUGAAGCAACGCAAGCGGGACGAGAACAAGCAUAUCGCCGUGUUCCCGUGCAAACUUCGCGUCUUACCUCAGUUCAUCUUCAACUCCCGAGAUCCUAUCGUGAUGGGCGUAAUGGUCGAGGCCGGAAUCGUCAAGGAAGGAACCCCCCUCUGCGUGCCCAGCAAAGACUUCGUGGAGUUGGGCAUGGUGACGAGCAUAGAGUACAAUCACAAGCCCGUGGAGUCCGCGAGGAAGGGUCAGGAGGUCUGCGUGAAAAUCGAGCCGAUUCCUGGGGAAGCGCCUAAAAUGUUUGGUCGUCAUUUCGAUGAGAAAGAUUUCGUCGUCAGCAAGAUAAGCAGACAGAGCAUAGACGCGUGCAAAGAGUACUUCAGGGACGACCUGGUGAAGACGGACUGGCAACUAAUGGUGGAACUGAAGAAGCUCUUCCAGAUACUCUAGGACACGCUGCGCUUGGCGAAAACAUGGAGGAUCCAACGAGGGCUCCGUUCGCUGGCUGAUACCAGGACGAGAUCCACGAUCCACGACCAGGGGACCUUCUUGGUUCUGUGAUCGAUCGUUGCCGAUCGUUCUCCCAAUUUGUAAUAUACGAGGCGAACUUGUCGAUCUCUCUGCCGUUGUCCUCGACAUCCGUGAAUAACAACUCCCUAUUCGCGAACGAAAUCGAGGCGUGCGAACAAUCGACGCGAAACUCAUGCUGCAAUUUUUUGGCCGAUACUUUUAAACGAAACGAUCGUCAUCGACAGACUGGAAUCAAUCGUUUCGUCGAGUUUUCUCGACGCGUAUUUUUUUAAACUAGCCUUGUAGACGUUUUAGCGGAAUUUUUAAACUGUGUACAGUGCCCCCCACCUCCUACUCCCUCCCACCAUUUGGAUUCGAUAACAGUCACCGAAAUCAAAAGAAGAUGUUGGACGAUUCUAGACGCGAACAUUUCUUCCACGUGGAUCGACGGCGGCGAUCAAUCAUCGACGAAUUAUUUUUAACGAUACAGCGACGUUUCGGUGACCGUCACCGGACGGUUUCCGUUGCGAAGCUGUCUUGCGCGCGGCGAGGAGAUAUUUCAAAGCUUCGCUAGUACUUAAUCAUCGAGUUCUCGUCGGCAGUUAACACUCUGACGACCGCGGGAUUCCCAUCCAAUGGUUACGUGCGAACGUCGAUUAAAAUUAUCUCGUAUUUCACUCUUCACGGAAAUAAUACAGGCCACUUGGUUUAAAGAAACGAAUUACAAAGCCACCAUCGUUUCUAUGAGUGCGAGACGAUGUUAAACUACGUCGGUAAGGCGAGUCACGGUGUACGUGUACGAGCGGCUGUCAGAGUGCUAACGAAGAUGCAGGAAACAAGAAACUAUAUCGAAUAGCUGAGUUACAGUCGAUACUGUUCGAGACUUUCCGAUUCGAGCCUGUAUCCUUUAGAAAGAACGUCGACUCGUCGGAGACUUGUUCUUGAAAAGCCUCGAACAUUACCGAGCAUGAAAAACCGGGCCGCGAAAGCCUCAGAAAUGUUAUACUCGACUAGCCGAGAAUCGUUUAACGUACAAUUAAGUAUAUCGUUAGUGCUGCGUCUCUUUCUAGCCAGAGGUAAUAUCUCGAUUACCAAGGAGUUCGCGACGAGUGAGACUUGACGCUAGCUGGAUAAAAUACUACAUCCAAGAGUUAGAAAUGGGGAUUGUCGACAAUUUUUAGAUCCAACGGCUGACCGAGAAACCGAACAAAAAUAGAAUAGAGCAACGGCUUGUUGUUGUUGUUCUUGUUGUUGUUGUUGUGCCCGUUUAUCUAGGAUCCGAGGGGUCUGCUUCGUUUCGAGGCGAGUAUCCAGGUUAGAGGGGAAGCAGCGAGCUGGGAGAGGGUCUUGGGAUAAUUUUAUUACGACCAAGACACUCCCCUCGACGAGAAACCAACCAAACAAACAAGAAAAAAGCAAGAAAGAAAGGAGAGAAAUAAAAGUUCCCAGCGAUCGACGCUGAAUAGCCUCCUCGAACUCGGACGAACCGCAGAACAAGAAGCGAAAGGAAGUCCUUUAGCCGUUUCCUAGUUUCCGGCCACUUUUCGAGAUCUCGACCGAACGAGCCGUCGACGAGUCAACGAGUUUCGUCCGAUACUACCUCGUGUGCGGUUUAUGCGCGAGAGGCGAACAAGGCGGUAGCUGUUCAAACGAAAAGGGACUUCCGUCUUCUCUCUUUCUCCUCCUCUCUCCGCAUGUCGCGGGACACGACCGCAGCGUUAUUCCCCUCCAGUCGUUUUUGCGAUAGAUCUUACGUCACACGCUCCGGUUUCCUCGCUCGCGACAGAGCGGAGUCGCUCCGUGCAAUAUCUCUCUGUUCCUCCCUCUGAGCUUGUUGCCAGCUCGUCCCUUCCUCUCGAGACCUUACGCUCCAGUCGCUGCGGAUUCGACUCUAGGGAAAUUGUCACCAACCAGAUUACACACGCGGGUGUCCCGAACUUCUGCUGCGAACGAGUCACUUCGUUCUUUCCACUCCAAUUCUUCAAUUUUAUUUUGGAGCAAUAUCUGUUCAUCCCUCCGAGUCUAUACUCACGAUGCCCUGCUGCGAGGAAAUCGGCCCUAACGAUCUCUAAACGUCACUCGAUCCUUCGCACUCCAAAUUCCUGUUCACUCUCUUCUCGAGAUCUAUUAUUCUAUCUAUUAUAUAUCUACUGAAUUUUAUUUUCGGUAGCUUCCAAAGGUACGUUGCUUGCUGGCAAUCGUCUCCCCAGGGUGAUCUAGUUUUUCAAGACAAACGAGCCGAGGGGUAGAUUAAUUUAGUUCUGGCACAGCUCAAGUGCAAUCAGAGGCGCAGAGAAGAAGCCGCGAAGCGGAGAAAGGUAGCCGAAGGUAACGAGGUUCGAAUCAUGGAAGACCAGGACACGAACUUGUGACACCCGCGUUAUCGACGUCCUAGAUCGCAGGUGUCUCGAGUUUGUCCGCUUGGCUCAUUCGAAACGCGUUACUAGUCGAUGGGUAAGCCAACGACCACGGCAAAGUCGUAACGAAUAACGAAUAGUAGUCUAGUUUAAUCGCACAAACGCACAGAUCGAUUUCUUUCUUAUGGCAUAUCAUUUCGAAAGGUCGCGUUUUCUUCUUACACGUCUCCGAGGACGAACGAACCGAGGAUGUUCGAUCGAUGUUUCCAGUCGAUUUCCAACGAACUCGUAGGAUCUUGUUAGCGACUCGAUUCCAGUGACUACGAUUGAAAAUCGAUUCUUUUACGAGAAUCGAACGUCCCCAGGGUAAACUCGUCUGACUGUCGGUACUCACGAUCGAUUCGUGGAAGCAGAAGCGUGUCUUGCAUAAAAGUCUCCGACGUGUUUCCGGUUUCAUCGUAGGAACGAGCGCGGAGAGAGAGAGGAGAGAGAAGUAAGUAGGUGUAGAUAUACGCGAACGAAGGGAAGAUAGCGAAUGAACGACUGAAACAGUGAGAGAGUUUUGAGUGAGAAAGGGAGAGAGCGUGAGAGAGAAUCUAGAAAAAUGAGUCACGAAAAAUGGUAGAAUUCUAACGCGUUAAUUUAGAGAGAAAGAGAAAUAUGGGAAAUUAUAUAUAAAUAUAUAUACACGAGAGCCUCAUGUGUUUUGUAUAUGUACUCACUUUGUAUAAGAUAAUCGAGUGAAUUAUCGCGAUCAAAAUAAAGACUACAAGUUUCACAAGAAAAGAACGAUCUACCAGACACUUGCACUCGAGUGUAUCAGCCGUAACCUUCUUCCUGUU
This is a messenger RNA of Hylaeus volcanicus, 13988 nucleotides long. RefSeq names its product centromere-associated protein E-like. Gene Ontology annotation, biological process: microtubule-based movement. Gene Ontology annotation, molecular function: zinc ion binding; microtubule motor activity; GTPase activity. The record is from RefSeq and is a predicted model, not a curated record. The transcript has 24 exons. Gene Ontology annotation, cellular component: nucleus. NCBI's taxonomy places the organism in Eukaryota, Metazoa, Arthropoda, Insecta, Hymenoptera, Colletidae. Bases 119 to 10729 code for a protein of 3536 amino acids.